AUGUCUCAAAAUUUUCUUACAAAUUCCUCAUGUCGAAAUGAUAAUUUAACACAAAUUAGAAAUAAAUUUGAUGCAAUAUUAAGUGAUUUCAUACAAAAUAUUCAUAAUGCUAAAAAUCAAGUGACAAAUAUUAAAUCAAAAGCAAAUUCUGGUGAACUUAGGAAUUUCACAAUUUGGUUAAAUUCUUUUGACAAAUUUUUAUUAGAACUAGAUGAAGAAAUCACAAAAUUCAAUGAAAAAAUCGACUCUUAUAACAAGAAUAAUUAUAGCCAACUCAACGAAUGGUCACAUGAAUUUGUAGCAAUUCUUUUUAAAAAAGAAUUACCCCAAGAUAUUACCGCCGAUUUUGAGAAUCAAUAUCAGCAAUGCCAACAACUUAAUGAUCUUUUAAAAGACAGUAUUUCACAAGCAAAUAAUAAUCUCCAGAAAAUCCUUGAAAAUUCUAUUUCUGAAAAUAAUCUUUCCGAAAACCAAUUAAACCAAUAUGCAGGAACAAAUGCAAAUCAACCACUUGUUGAAUUGCUACGCAAAUUUGAAAAAUUGCUACUUGAAACAGAACAAGAUGCGAAUUCUUAUAUUCCUGAUAGUAAAUCAAAAAGAAAUAGCCAACAGGAAAAAAUUCCCAAUUACGAAGAAAUUAUUGAAUGGUUGAAAACUCUUUUAGACAAAUUUAAUGAGGCAAAGCAACAAUUUUCUAAUUCAAAACACAUCCAACUUUGUGUACCGCCAGAAAAUAUUGAAAAAAUUUAUACCAACGUGAUUCAACAAACAGAUAAGCUUAAAAUUGACAUUGAAACCUUUUCCACUAAUUCUUACCUUAAAGGAUUUCCGGAAUCACAAAAUACUAAUUAUAGAAUUUCUAGAUAUAGCAAAUUUACUGAAUACAUUAAAUCUUUUUUAAGUCAUAUUUCUGUUUCAAAACGAGAUUUACUCGACAAAAUCGAUCUUCUUGUUAAUGAAAACCACGACAUGGAUAUUGAUAACAAAGAUGAAAAUAAUCAUUCAACAGAACCUGAAUAUGAUCAACCUUCUAAUAGAAUAAAUGCUUCAGGAAAAAUGAUUUCAAAUGCAAAUCAUAAAUCAACUAAUUAUAAGAAUAACUUUAAGCCUAAUGCAUCUUAUAAAAAAUAUUCUUGGAAUCGAAAAAGACAUGAUCAACCUAACUAUAAUCAACAAAUAGAAGAACUAGAAAAACUAAAAAAUGAGAAUAAAGAACUUUUGGAGAAAGUUGGUGAUUUAGAAGCCCAAUUGAAAUCAGGCAACCAUCGAAUUAAAAAAUUAAUGGAUGAACAUAAAUCUUUAAGAGUCGAAACUGCCAAAUAUCAAUCAGCAUUGGGUAAAGCAACAAAUUUUCGUAUUAAUGAUCAUAAUCCUAAUAGUGUCAGCCAAUUGGUAGAAGACAUCAAAGACUUAAAACAUCAGCUUGAUAAUUUUUGUUCUUUAAAAAAAGUCGAUAUUGAUUAUACAGCUUUAAAGGAGCUUUUGGGAAAAUAUGGCUGCUUAUCUUCUGGGAAUAAACCUAGUAAAAACUUGGUUAAAGGAAUCUUGCAACGUCAUGUAAUUGAAAUGGUUAUUAACAAUGUAAAUAAAUAUCUCAAAAUCGACAACGAACAUGAAAAGUCUCUGGAAACAAGUUUAGUUAAUAAAGAGGAUUCUCUGGAAACAAGUUUAGAUAAUAAAGAGGAUUCUCUAGAAACAAGUUUAGUUAAUAAAGAGGAUUCUCUGGAAAAAA
Messenger RNA from Racocetra fulgida, 1732 nucleotides. Lineage: Eukaryota; Fungi; Glomeromycota; Glomeromycetes; Diversisporales; Gigasporaceae. The record is from the annotation of a GenBank genome assembly.